GCGCCGUUUCAUUUAAGCGUCGGACACCAGCGGGCGCGCAUGCGCACUCGUAAGAUAAAUCGGUGAAUCUAUCUGGAGUAUCUAUCUAUAUACGUUUGGCCUAUUUUUGUACAAAUUAUUUCAUUAAGAUACUGUCAAGAUGAGAUUUUGUGUCUUGAUUUUGUGUCUGUGUUCCUUUCAAGCCACGAGGUGCCAACUUCUGGUAGAUUUGGCCCGUGAUUUCGAGACUUCGUUGCUGAACAACCGGCUUCCGGACACCACACGGUUUCUGCCGGAAUAUGACUUCAUCAUCGUGGGAGCUGGCAGUUCGGGUUGUGUACUGGCCAAUCGGCUGAGUGAGAUUACCUCCGCCAGUGUUUUGCUCCUGGAGGCCGGCGAUCAGGAAACCUUUAUCAGUGAUGUCCCGCUGACUGCAGCUCUCACUCAAAUGACACGUUAUAACUGGGGCUACAAGGCAGAGCCCACGGAAAACGCAUGUCAAGGACUAAAGGGCGGCGUUUGCAAUUGGCCCAAAGGGCGUGGCGUGGGUGGCACGAGUUUGAUCAACUUUAUGCUAUACACUCGCGGUCAUCGCAGGGAUUACGAUGAAUGGGCAGCGGCGAAUAACUCAGGUUGGUCCUAUGACGAAGUGCUGCCAUAUUUCCGAAAAUCCGAGAGGAUUGGCAUUCCCGAGCUGUAUAAAUCAUCCUAUCAUGGUCGCAACGGACCGCUGGAUGUGCAGUAUACGGACUAUAGGUCUCAGCUGCUGAAGGCCUUCCUAAAAUCCGGCAGGGAAAUGGGCUACGACAUCACGGAUCCGAAUGGAGAGCAAUUGAUGGGUUUUGCGAGGUCUCAGGCCACCAUUCGGAAUGGCAGGCGGUGCAGCACCAGCAAGGCCUUCAUACAGCCUGUAGUACAUCGCAAAAAUCUGCACAUCUCCAUGAAGAGCUGGGUCACCCGGCUGAUCAUCGAUCCUAUCACGAAAACUGCCACUGGGGUGGAGUUCGUGAAGCAACGCCAACGGUUUGUGGUUCGAGCCAGAAAGGAGGUAAUUCUGUCAGCUGGAACCAUCGCCAGUCCCCAAAUCCUCAUGCUAUCCGGAGUGGGUCCGGCGGAUCACCUGAGGGAGCACAAUAUCACAGUGGUACAGGACCUACCAGUGGGCUACAAUCUUCAGGAUCACAUAACACUCAAUGGUCUGGUGUUCGUGGUCAACGAUUCGACGGUCAACGAUGCCCGUCUACUGAAUCCUUCGGACAUUUUUCGGUAUUUAUUUGCGGGACAGGGACCAUACACUAUUCCCGGUGGAGCAGAGGCAUUCGCUUUUGUGAGGACUCCAAGCUCCAGUUUUGCCAAGGACUAUCCUGACAUGGAACUGGUCUUAGGAGCAGGAUCUUUGAGUGGCGAUCGGUUUGGCACCAUGCGAAAUUUACUGGGCAUAACCGAUGAGUUCUAUGACACGAUGUUCGGAGAUCUGCAGAGCAAAGAGACUUUCGGUCUGGUACCGGUGCUUCUGCGACCCAAAAGUCGGGGACGCAUAUCGUUGCGCAGCCGCAAUCCUUUCCACUGGCCGCGCAUGGAACCCAAUUUCAUGCAGCAUCCGGACGAUGUGAGGGCCAUGAUCGAAGGAAUCGAAAUGAUCCUCCAACUGGCCCGAUCCAAGCCCAUGGUGAAGAUGGGCACUCGUUUCCAUGACCGUCCUUUUCCGGGAUGUCAGCACCUUAAGUUUGCCAGCGAGGAAUACUGGAGGUGCUGUCUGCGAAGAUAUGGAUCCAGUUUGCAGCACCAAUCGGGCACAUGCAAGAUGGGCCCCGCCACCGAUAAAUCUUCCGUGGUGGAUGCCCAACUCAGGGUGCACGGCUUCCGGGGACUACGGGUUGUGGAUGCCUCGGUGCUGCCCAAUGUCCCAGCUGGCCACACGAAUGCCAUUGUGAUCAUGGUCGCCGAGAAGGCGGCCGAUAUGAUCAAGGAUGCUUGGCGAAUGAGGACCACUCCUUUGGACUCCUAAAUCUAUCCUUAAACUAGUUAUUUAUUGUUUAGUUGUCAAGACAUUAGGUUAGGUUUUGUUUCUCAUGUGAUAGUUAGUCUAACUUUCAAAUAUUCUUUGGCUUGUAAAUGAGGUUUCUUUUAAUGUUUUGUAUUAUGAGUUGUGAUUGGUGUAAGAUAUGAAUAUUUAUUCAACACACUGAAAUUUAAAAUUUUUAUAAUUUAAGUUGUUGUUUAAA
Molecule: messenger RNA, 2204 nt
Organism: Drosophila elegans
Lineage: Eukaryota; Metazoa; Arthropoda; Insecta; Diptera; Drosophilidae
Product: glucose dehydrogenase [FAD, quinone]
Exons: 4
Coding region: 140-1987 (615 amino acids)
Molecular function (GO): flavin adenine dinucleotide binding; oxidoreductase activity, acting on CH-OH group of donors
Source: RefSeq, a predicted model, not a curated record